Messenger RNA from Corapipo altera (White-ruffed manakin), 2887 nucleotides. It is a transcript of the gene EXOC1L, whose product is annotated as exocyst complex component 1 like. The record is from RefSeq and is a predicted model, not a curated record. Lineage: Eukaryota; Metazoa; Chordata; Aves; Passeriformes; Pipridae. The coding region runs from base 17 to 571 and encodes 184 amino acids. The transcript is spliced from 4 exons.
AGGCUCCGCGGGUGCCAUGUCCUCGCUGGUGAAGGAGGACCUGGCGAAGAGGCUGUUCGGCCCCCGGCGGCAGAGGCUGCACGAGUUCAUAGAGGUGGAGGGCGCGGGUGCCCAGCGCUACUACCUGUGCGCCGCAGAACACUGGAAGAUACUCAAAACCAGAAAUUAUGUCCUCUUGACUACAAGUAAAGAAGUAGAAAUAUGUAUGGUGAAACACUGGCGAGUGAAUCGAGAGGAGAAAUAUGAAAUAGUUGAAAAGUGGUUUUUGAAAGAUCUGGAGAUGAUUGAUGGAAAAGAAGCAGAUACUGAUAAUCCAUAUUUUGAUAUGCACUUCCACAAGGUCUACAAUAUGGAAGCAUAUAGUUGUGCAUCUAAAUAUACCUUUGCUCGAACACUAAGCAAUCUGAAUGCAAUGUACCUUAAGAAGGACUUGAAGAUUGUGAACUUUGAUGACACCUACCUAAAUGAUGAUUCAGUCUGGUCAUCCAGUAAUAGGGAUUGCUUAGUAGUUAUGAGGAUGUGCUUCUAUGCUUCCAACCUUUUAUGUCUCUCCCUGUGCCCUUUGUCCUGAAGAUGCAUUUUCUAGCAUUAAGGUGACUGGUUGACUUUCACUGACCAGCAUUUCAUAUACCAUCUGAUCAAAAAGAUAGUAAGUGAUAUGCAGUAUCUGCUUUUUAAGUUUUCAUGUAAGUAAAAAAUGGAGCGUACUUUUUACAUAAACAAUUGACCAUUUAUAUAUAUUGGGAGGGCCUCACUCUAACAAAUACUUACAAAUACAUGAGACUCACAAGGUAGAACCAGUAAUUCUCAUGGUCACUAGUGAUUGCUUUUGUAAGUAGAGUUCAGCAUUUGCUCAUAUAUUCAUGGAGGUAUAGAUUAUCUUUCAUUAAUAGCUGAAAUCAUUUUACAGCAUUAAGAGCAUAAACAGUUAAUUUAUAUCCUAGAAGUAGAAAAAAGAAAGCAACCAAUUGAGGUCUGUAUAAGAAUGAUGCACAUUUCCAUUUUCAAAAUGCAGAACUCCAUUAAAGAAAUCAUACCUACAUCCAUAUAAGAAUCCAACCCUCAUCCUGAUGAAUCGGAGUAUUGCAUUUAGGUACCAUGGGACCAACUUUUUACCUAUGCAGCUAUAUUAUAUUUCCUACAGAACAUUUAGUGUGCCCUUUGGCCUUCACAUUUGUGGUACUGUCCUAGAUAAUAAAUGUUCUUAAGCAGCAUUGCUUUAUUUGUCACACCUUUCAGAACUUUUGUAUCAUUAAAGUCUCCUUUCUAGCACUUCAGUGCUUAUAAACAGGCAAGGUUAAGGAGCAGAAACUGUUUAUGUCUCUGCCUCUGGUCCAAGAGAUAACAAAGUACUAUGUAAACAAUAGUUGUUGGCUACUACACUUACUUUGUAGGAAAGUGAUAGACCUUUCAAAAUUCAUAGAAUUAUGAGAGUUUUUUUCACCAGUUUUUAGCUAAUGUUAGCAUAUUCAGUGCACUACUUAGAGUUACAUUUACAAUGGGCUGGAGCCUACUUGAAUGUUUGGAACAUCUCAUAAAAAGUUACAGCUAGACUUGUGAUAGUAGUAUAUUACAGUAGAAACAGAGGAUGAAUUGAAGCUGUACGGAAGCAGGAGCUGAAGGGGAACAAUGUUAAUAGUAAGAAGCACAGUGAUACUGCCUGGUGUCAGUCAGCCAUGCUAGUUGGCUGUUCAUCCCAUAAUCAAUAAAGAAAUGCCAACCCAGAAGGACUUUCAGAGAAGCUUCUGGUCAAAACAUCCUGCAGGAGAAAAUCACUUUUUGUUUGGCAGCCAAGAGAGUAUAGGAAGGCUAGCUGUGGACUAAACCAGGUGUGGACCUAAAGCUGACUGAUGACAGCUCCUAGGAAACCAGAGGCUGCUUCAUGUUCCCUCUCAGCACCUGCCAUCUGUACAACUGGAUAGUCACACAAGGGUACUGUGACUUGUACUUUGCUGUUGUCUUUCACAUGAACUCCCAGCUUUGAAAACAUUUGUGCAAAUGUACUUUGGAUUCAAAAUUAAAAUAACAUCCAAUAAUUGAGAAUAUAUUUGAAAAACUGUAACAUGUACAGCUUUCCACUUUUAAAAUGUUACCCUAUUGCGUGUAUAUAGGAAAGGCCAUACCUUUGAUUAGCUAAUCUUCAGAAGUUAUAUAUUUAUUCUAGGUACAUGUUGCAAAUUACAUGCAUUCUAACACAAAUCUUAGUAAUUAUGUAUAUCAUGACAGUUGUGAGGGCAAUUUAUGCGGGUAACACAUCCUCUGGAACUUGUAAGAACUUAAGUCUUAAAUUUGCCACCUACAUACUGUUAAAGAGAAGGAUUGUAUUUCUAGUUAUUGUUUGUGAAAAUCAGUUGUUCUUUUGAGAAUGUCUUUGGGGUAAUCCAUUGCCAGUAUGUGUGUUGUGACAUUUGAUUAUUAGCUACAAGAAGUAUUUGCCUAACAUCCAGGUUCCACAAAAUCAUCUUCAAUAGCAAGUAUAAUUCAUGCUACUGCUAUCCCUGAUACAUUGUCUUGUUUGAACCAUGUGUUAAUUGUUGAGAUCACAAUGUUUUCUGUAAUGUGUAUAAAUUCUUUGCUUAAUAGGCACAAGGAAAUGUUUUCUGGGUAGAAAAGCUUCCAUCAUUCAUCUCAUAAUUGUAAUAAAGACAUAGAACCUCUAAAAAUGAGCACUUCAGAUCACUCUUCUGAAAUAAAGUACAUAUAUAGUGAAUUCCUGACCCAAUAAUUGUCUGUAUCAUGUUAGAAACUGAUGAUAGCUAAAAAAUUACUAUAAUGUUCAGGCACAUUUAAUGGACUUUCUUUGGUAGUUUAUAUAUUUUUAUUCUUGUACCGUAUAAACAGUAAAUUGACUAUAUUAGAAGGCAAAUAAGCCUGCAUUUUAUGUGGA